Lathyrus sativus (Indian pea) is the source of this 234-nucleotide messenger RNA. NCBI's taxonomy places the organism in Eukaryota, Viridiplantae, Streptophyta, Magnoliopsida, Fabales, Fabaceae. The record is from the annotation of a GenBank genome assembly.
AUGGAAGAAGAAGGUUGCGAAUGCAGACCCUUGGGUUUCUUGCUUGGACUACCCUUCGCUCUCUUGGCUUUGAUUUUAUCUCUCGUAGGAGCAGUUAUCUGGACUUUUGGGUCUAUAUUGAGUUGUUUAUGCCCUUGUUGCAUUUGCUGUACUGGAUUGGCAAAUUUGGCGGUGAGUCUUGUGAAGCUUCCAAUUAGGGUUCUUAGGUGGUUUACUCAUCAAAUUCCUUGCUAG